AUGCAGGCCAAAGUGCCGUCUGGAGGCGAACUCCUUGGCCGCAGCAAGCACACUCCCAUUCUCUGUCCUGCCCUUAUUUCGACUUACACCAACAUACCAAGAACCAUGAAGUCCUCCCUCCUCCUCCCCUUCGUGACCCUGGCCUCGGCCAUCUGCCACCACCGCACAUCGCUCUACCGCCGAAGCCACGGCGGCAUUGCGGCCCGCAGCGAGGACGGCCUGGUCGAGGUCGCAAAGUUCGGCUACGACGACCUCACGGGUCCCCUCAACUGGCACGGCCACAACAACCAGUCGUCCAAGUGCGCCACGGGCGCCUGGCAAAGCCCCAUCAACCUGAACGAUACCUCGGCGACGCUCGUCGCCGGCACGAGCUUGAUAUUUGACGUGCCUAACCUGCCUCACGGCGCCGUCUUUGAGAAUCUGGGUAGCACGCUUGAGGUCGUGGCUGAGAACGGCACGCUGACGAGGCGCGGACGCAAGUUUCAUCUGAGGCAGUUCCAUUUCCAUACGCCUAGUGAGCAUAGGGUCGAUAGCGAGUACUUCCCCAUGGAGGUCCAUUUUGUGUUCGAGGCCGAUGAGCAGCAGCUGAAGAACUCCACCGGCCCCAGCAACUCCGUCGUGGGGUUCCUCAUCGAAGUCGAUAACAGCGCGCCCUCGCCCUUCCUGGCCAACGUCUUUGCCCACCUCGACGAGGUUAAGGAGCCGGGCUCGCACGCCGAGACCGAAGAGCUGGACUUUGGCGAGCUAAAACGCCUCUUGGAAGGAUCAGACGUCUACCAGUACGACGGCUCCCUCACGACGCCGCCGUGCACCGAGGGUAUCGCGUGGAACGUCGUGGCGGAGCCGUUGAGGGUCGACGACGUGACGUACCGCGCUGCUAAGAAGGUGAUGAAGUUCAACUCGCGGUAUACGCAGAACGUGCCCGGGCAGAAGAACUUGUUGGAGAACUCGAGAGUUAUGCUUAAUGCCAUGUCACCGUGA
Colletotrichum lupini is the source of this 981-nucleotide messenger RNA. Its product is annotated as carbonic anhydrase. Gene Ontology annotation, molecular function: zinc ion binding; carbonate dehydratase activity. The record is from RefSeq and is a predicted model, not a curated record. Bases 1 to 981 code for a protein of 326 amino acids. Lineage: Eukaryota; Fungi; Ascomycota; Sordariomycetes; Glomerellales; Glomerellaceae. The transcript is spliced from 3 exons.